Uncinocarpus reesii 1704 is the source of this 600-nucleotide messenger RNA. RefSeq lists its product as uncharacterized. Gene Ontology annotation, molecular function: (3R)-hydroxyacyl-[acyl-carrier-protein] dehydratase activity. The transcript has a single exon. The coding region runs from base 1 to 600 and encodes 199 amino acids. The record is from RefSeq and is a predicted model, not a curated record. NCBI's taxonomy places the organism in Eukaryota, Fungi, Ascomycota, Eurotiomycetes, Onygenales, Onygenaceae. Gene Ontology annotation, cellular component: mitochondrion.
AUGCAUCGACUUAGACACGGCUUAUUUCCCUCUCCUCGGCCUUCGCGCCGUUUCGCAGACGGCUUCCUUCGUUUUUCGUCUUCGAUGGCUACCUCCACAACUUCGGCAUCGACAAUUGCAAGCAGCUUUCUUGCUAAAUGCAGAUCUAUUGGCCCACAGACACGUACGCAAAUUCUUGACGCCAACCAGCUUCAGCUCUUUUCCUUAGCCCUCCACCGAAACAACAUAUACUCCAACACACCAGCAUUAUCCAACGCCGCACCGCCGCCGGGAGGGACACCGAUUCCGCCAGGAUACCAUCUCAUUUACUUUACGCCUGCAUUUUUAGAAAGCGAGCUGGGGGUCGAUGGAACCGAUGCCUCUUAUAAUCCAGACGCUCCGUUUACUAGACGAAUGUGGGCUGGUGGAGAGGUUCAAUGGCCAAGGACGAAAGAGGGGAAACUAAAUCUCCUACGGGUUGGCCAAGAAGUGCGAGAAACUACGACUUUUUUAAGCGCUGAGCCAAAGGUGAUCCGAAAGACCGGGGAAGAGAUGAUAGUUGUUGGUUUGGAGAAGGUUUUCGAAAAUGAAGAUGGUGUCGCGGUUGUUGAUAGACGGUGA